This is a messenger RNA of Arabidopsis thaliana (thale cress), 1668 nucleotides long. RefSeq names its product casein kinase II beta subunit 4 (gene CKB4). Gene Ontology annotation, cellular component: protein kinase CK2 complex; nucleus; cytosol. Bases 232 to 993 code for a protein of 253 amino acids. The record is from RefSeq and is marked reviewed. Lineage: Eukaryota; Viridiplantae; Streptophyta; Magnoliopsida; Brassicales; Brassicaceae. The transcript is spliced from 4 exons. Gene Ontology annotation, molecular function: protein kinase regulator activity.
AAAGAGAAGAAAACAAAACAGUAGAGAAUGAGAAAAAACCACAGGGAAAAGCAGAGCACUCUUUAUCUCUUCUUCUCUCUUUCUUCUACUCUGUGAUCAAACUAUCGAAGAAAAAACAAACCCUAGAUUUAUCCGCCCCUCUUCUUCCUCUGAUGAUAAGAAAGUCGAAGACUUUGAGAAUCUAAAGCUGAAAAAUUUUGUUUUUUUUCAUUGAGGGAAUCGAAUCGAGUUAUGUACAAGGAUCGGAGUGGAGGAGGAAUAAUGGGUGGUGGUGGAUCAUCGAGAUCGGAGAUCCUUGGUGGAGCUAUUGAUCGGAAACGAAUCAAUGAUGCUUUAGACAAACAUCUUAAGAAAUCUUCACCUUCUACAUCUAGGGUUUUCACUUCUAAGGACAAAGAUUCUGUCCCUUCUACUUCAACUGCUAAAUCUCAGCUUCAUUCUCGUUCCCCCGAUGUUGAAUCUGACACGGAUAGUGAAGGAUCAGAUGUGAGUGGUUCAGAAGGUGAUGAUACCUCUUGGAUCUCAUGGUUUUGUAAUUUGAGAGGGAAUGAGUUUUUCUGUGAAGUAGAUGAAGAUUAUAUACAAGAUGAUUUCAAUCUCUGUGGUUUGAGUGGUCAAGUUCCUUACUAUGAUUAUGCACUUGAUCUCAUUUUAGAUGUUGAAUCAUCAAAUGGUGAUAUGUUUACUGAAGAACAGCAUGAGAUGGUGGAAUCAGCUGCUGAGAUGUUAUAUGGUCUUAUUCAUGUUCGUUAUAUUCUCACUACUAAAGGAAUGGCUGCUAUGAUGGAGAAGUAUAAGAAUUAUGAUUUCGGGAGAUGCCCCAGAGUUUUCUGUUGCGGACAGUCUUGUCUUCCGGUUGGCCAAUCUGAUAUCCCGAGGUCGAGCACUGUGAAGAUAUACUGCCCAAAAUGCGAGGAUAUUUACUACCCGCGAUCUAAAUACCAAGGCAGUAUCCUUUGCUCCUCUGUUCAAAAAAGCUUUAUCUUGUCAUAAUAUGAUGCAUCUGCUAUUGUUUGGUUAAACAUUGCGAUUAGCUAGUUUGUUUGCAUUAAAUCUUUUAGAAGAUAAAGAGUGUUGUCCACUUGUCUUAGUGUUCUUUCCUUAAUGCUUAUUGCAGACAUUGAUGGAGCUUACUUUGGAACUACUUUCCCUCAUUUGUUUCUCAUGGCCUAUGGGAACAUGAAACCGCAGAAGCCGGCUCAAAACUACGUUCCUAAGAUCUUUGGCUUUAAGGUACACAACAAACAAUGAUACUCUCUCCUCUCAACAGUCUUGUGGUUGAAUACAAUCUCGGUGGCUAAACCACCAUUCUUCUGAUGGUCACGGGUUUGAAAUGGAUGAUACUAAACUGCGUUUGGAGGAUGAGAAGAGCUAAUGAAGAAAGGUCGACACUUAAAAGUUUUUCACUAUGUAAUCUCAAAAGUUCUAAGUAGAAUCUUCAACAUAGAACCGUUCUUUGAUGGGUCUUGGGAAAUUCUUUACCUGUGAGUAAUCAAUUAAAUCAUUUACCAGAUGGAUGGAUUUUGCUUUGCUUAACUGUUGUCUAUAAUUGCUGAAAAUUUAGGGUGUAUCCUACUUAUCUUAAGUUUCUUGUGUUGUACGGAACUAAUCUUCAUUUUUCAAUCACUAUUAACCAAAACAAAUCUGAAAACAAAAGAUAGAUGGAAC